ACCUCUUCUGGUGAAGCCAAAUGAUGCAGCAGCAAUGGUUUAAAAAGAGAAAACUUUAGUCAGCAGAUAAUUAGUCUUUUUAAAUAAGUGCAAGAAGAAAAAAGAAAACCUUCCAUCAGACUUGUGUUUGUAGAAGUUGUCAGCAAUCCUGCUUUGAUUGGAGAGGGUGUGCAGCUCUUUGAAUAGUUAAAACAUCUGUUCAGCGACGUUGUGAAAUGCUCGUGUUCGGAACCCCUGAUAAGGGGGACUGCUGAGCGCUUGGCUCAUAGAGGCUCUACAGGCAGCAAGGGCUGUGCACAAACUGUGGCCACCGCUUGCCUUUCCUCCUCCUGGGCAGAGCAAAACAUAGGAGACAGCUACUAUCUUACAUGUGAUUUUGCUUUGAGAGGGAGAGAGCAGGAAGUGCCUAGGAAAUGGUUCAUGACAGAAACCUGGAGUUUUAAAUAGGAGAGAGGAGGAGGAGGAGAGCUCAUGGGCACAGUUUGUGAACAGUUGAAACACUGACGCAACAGCAGCAGGGGAAAACCAGACUUCUGCGAGAGCAAGUAGGUCCCAAGCGAUCCCGAUGGAAGGAGAGAACGUCCCCGAGGCCAGGGGAGCAGCCAGCAAAGCCACUCGGAUCGCCCUCGGUGUCUUUGUGAGUGGCACUGUUGUGCUUGGCACCGCUCUUUUCUUGGUUAGCCAAGGUCUUAUAAAGUUUCAUCCGAAGCAACAGUACUGUUUGACUGCAGAAUGCAUUGAAGCUGCUGCUGGCAUCUUGAGCAAGAUAAAUCAAUCUGUAGAUCCAUGUGAGAACUUCUAUCGAUUUGCAUGUGAUGGCUGGAUAUAUAAUAACCCUAUUCCUGAAGAUAUGUCCAAUUAUGGUGUUUAUCCCUGGCUGCGACACAAUGUGGACCUCAAACUAAAGGCACUGCUAGAGAAACCCAUCAGCAAAAGACGAGACAGUGAAGCUGUACAGAAGGCUAAGAUCCUUUAUGCAUCCUGCAUGAAUGAGAAUAAAAUUGAAAAAGCCGAUGUGAAACCACUGUUAAGUAUACUGAAACAUUCACCUUUCCGCUGGCCUGUGCUGGAAUCCAAUAUUGGACCUGAAGGACUGUGGUCAGAAAGGAGGUUCAGCUUAGUCCAAGCCUUGGCAACUCUUCGUGGCCAAUACAGCAGCUCUGUCUUCAUCCGUUUGUACGUGGCUGCUGAUGACAAAAUCUCCAAUCGCUACAUCCUGAAGCUUGAUCAAGCAAGCCUCUCUCUGGCAUCUCGAGAGGAUUACCUAGAAAAUACCACAGAAGCCAAAUCUUACCGAGAUGCCUUUUUGCAGUUCAUGGUUGAUACAGCAGUGCUUCUGGGUGCAAACGCCUCCCGAGCCGAAUCUGAUAUGAAAUCAGUUCUAAAAUUGGAAGUUAAAAUAGCAGAGAUCAUGAUUCCAUAUGAAAAUCGAACAAGUGAGGUGAUGUACAAUAAAAUGAACAUAUCGGAGCUUAGUGCCAUGAUUCCACAGUUUGACUGGCUGGGAUACAUCAAGAAGGUGAUUGACAGCAAACUCUAUCCUGAGCUUAAAGAUAUAGGUCCUUCAGAAAAUGUGAUUGUCCGUGUUCCCCAGUACUUCAAAGAUUUAUUCAGGAUACUAGAAAAUGAAAGGAAAAAGACUCUUGCCAAUUACCUGGUAUGGAGGAUGGUUUAUUCAAGGUUAUUUAACCUCAGUAGACGUUUUCAGUAUCGGUGGCUGGAGUUUUCUCGGGUGAUCCAUGGGACUACAACUUUGCUGCCUCAGUGGGAUAAAUGUGUGGACCUUGUAGAAAAUGCCCUCCCCUAUGUUGUGGGUCAGAUGUUUGUGAAAGCCCAUUUUCAAGAAGACAACAAAAAGAUGAUGGAGGAAUUGACUGAAGGAAUUCGCUGGGCUUUUAUUGACAUGUUAGAAAAGGAAAAUGACUGGAUGGACUCUGAAACAAAAAGAAAAGCUCAUGAGAAGGCAAAAGCAGUUAUGGCGAAAGUUGGUUACCCUCAGUUUAUAAUGAAUGACACAUAUAUUAAUGAAGACAUCAAAACACUGAAGUUUACAGAAAGUGAUUAUUUUGGCAAUGUAUUGCAAAGUCGCAAAUACGCAGCACAAUCUGAUUUCUACUGGCUUAGAAAAGAAGUUCCAAAAACAGAGUGGUUUACAAGCCCAACUACUGUAAAUGCUUUUUAUAGUGCAUCUACCAACCAGAUCAGAUUUCCAGCAGGAGAACUUCAAAAGCCUUUCUUUUGGGGAACAGAGUAUCCUAGGUCCUUAAGUUAUGGCGCCAUAGGAGUGAUUGUUGGCCAUGAGUUUACUCAUGGAUUCGAUAGCAAUGGUCGGAAAUACGACAAAAAUGGAAAUCUAAACCCUUGGUGGACGACUGACUCUGAAGAAAAAUUUAAAGAGAAGACAAAAUGCAUGAUUGACCAAUACAACAGUUACUACUGGAAACAGGCUGGCUCACAUGUGAAAGGGAAGAGAACUUUGGCAGAAAACAUUGCAGAUAAUGGAGGUUUGCGAGAAGCUUUCAGGGCAUACAGGAAAUGGAUUGCAGAAAAGAGGGGAGGAGAAGAAGAGCCUUUACUGCCAGGCCUUGAGUUCACACAUAACCAGCUUUUCUUUCUGAGUUAUGCCCAUGUAAGAUGCAACUCCUUUAGACCGGAAUCUGCGAGGGAGCAAAUAUAUACUGGAGCUCACAGUCCUCCUCAGUUCAGAGUAAUUGGAGCCAUGAGCAACUUUGAAGAGUUCCGCAAAGCUUUCAAUUGUGCAGCGAACACGACGAUGAACCGCGGGGCAGAGUCCUGCCGGCUCUGGUAGCUGUCCAGCUCUCCUGCCAGGAGGAGGCUGCAAUGUGAACUGCUCAAGCCCAUUGCCAGAGUUUCAGAAUGAUGGUCUGAAAUCUGGAGAGGUGUUACUUCAAAUGGAUCUUCCUCAUCCUGAUGCUCCUCAUGCUGAUGAUCCGCAUGGAUCUGAUCAUUCCCUAUUUAGAGCCUAGAAACAUUCCAAAUAGAAGAGCUUUUCUUUAAGUAUAACAAUAAAAAGUAACUCCUUUUAACCAUAAAACUACUCCGGCUCAUCUGCAGUUGCACUGCUGUUGAUGGAUAACUGCCAUUAUCAAUUCUAAUUCCUGAUUUAUAGCUGAGCAGGACGUAAAUGCUAAAAUCCAGUUUUAAUCUAUUGCUCUGCAGGGGUUCUAUGCAGAAUGCUCCCACACAAAAUUUAUUCUUUCUGGAUGAAGAAAUUCAUGAGACCUGCUAUAAAGCUAUCUCUGAUCUGCUGCGUGAUACUGCAUUUUCAUAACUUAAGCUGUCACAGCCCAGCAUGCCAUAAAUGAUGUUGCAUGAUGUAAAGACACAAGACUUUGUAUAAGUUCAGUUUAAUAUGUCAGAUUGGUGCCUCUGGAUUUGGAAGAGUUUCAAACUGAGAAAGUAUCUCAUGGUAUCCAUCUGUAGGACUAAAAUAUAAAGGAUACUUGUCAGAUCCUGGCCUCUUCUAAUUUUAGAACAGCUUAUGAUAAAAAUCAAUGUAUAGUGUAAAUCAGAGGCUCUCAGAGGGGAUUCCCAGCACCACAAUACUCAUAAA
This is a messenger RNA of Pseudopodoces humilis (Tibetan ground-tit), 3574 nucleotides long. RefSeq names its product phosphate regulating endopeptidase X-linked (gene PHEX). The record is from RefSeq and is a predicted model, not a curated record. NCBI's taxonomy places the organism in Eukaryota, Metazoa, Chordata, Aves, Passeriformes, Paridae. Gene Ontology annotation, cellular component: plasma membrane. Gene Ontology annotation, molecular function: metalloendopeptidase activity. Gene Ontology annotation, biological process: protein processing.